AUGGAAAAAUUGAGCUUGAUAGAAGCCGAGUCGUACAAGCAAACAGAGAAGAUCAAAGAACUGCAGCGUAUCAAUUAUGACGAUGAUAUUAUGCGGCGACGUAUCAAUCUUCAAAAGGCACAACACACUAUCUUUAUUUGGUUGAAAACGAAUGAUACAAAUUGUCAAGAUACAUCUACACAACUUCAAGACAUUGUUAGUACUGCCUAUACUUUUGAAGAUAGUGAUGAAUGUGUCGAUUUUAUUACCACCGUAACAGAUAAUAAAGUUUGUCUAAUUCUCGCAGCUUCUCUUGAACGACAUACAAUACCUUGUAUACACGAAAUUUCUCAACUGGAUUCUAUAUUCAUUUUUGGUAACUCUAUCACAUGUGACGACGAAUGGAAGAAAGCAUGGUCAAAAGUGAAAGGUAUUUUCACAGAAGUAACAGUUCUCUGUCAGAAACUCCAACAACUGACUCGACAACAUGACCAGAACGAUAUACCAAUCAGUUUCGUAACGCCCGGUGAAAAAUCGAAUAAACUGGACCCGACUUUCAUGUAUACACAAAUUAUGAAGGACAUUAUGUUGACUAUCGAAUACAGCGAAGAACAUCUCAGUGAAUAUUGCAACUACUGUUGUGAUACAGUUGCCGACAAUCUACAAACUGUCAACAGUAUCCGACAAUUCGAGCGUGAAUAUAAUGAAAAGUCCCCAAUAUGGUGCUACAGUUACUAUCGUUUUCUCUAUUUGAUGCUCAAUCGUUCUUUGCGGAUAUUGGAUGGCGAUAUUAUUCAGCGAAUGGGAUUCUUUAUUACUGCUCUUCAUCGCAAUAUUGAACAACUACACAAAGACCAAUAUCUCGAUAACUCGUGUCAGCAGCCGUUUACAGUAUAUCGAGGACAAGCGUUAUCCAAAACAAAGUUUAAUCAGCUUAAAAAAGCCAAGCAUGGAUUGAUAUCAUUCAACAGUUUUCUAUCUACCUCUACUGACUCUCGUGUUGCGCUUAUAUUCGGUGAAAGCAAUGCAAUAAAUCCCGACGACGUAGGAAUUAUUUAUGUUAUGGAGAUAGAUCCCACCCACACAACAACACCAUUCGCUUCGAUACAGAAAAUCAGUAAUUUUUUCGAAGAAAACGAAAUCCUCUUUUCGAUGCAUUCCAUAUUUCGCAUACAUGACAUCGAACCAAUUAAUCAUAUCGAUAAACUAUAUAAGGUUCAUUUAUCACUUACCACUGACAAUGAUCAAGAUUUACAUAACCUAACCCAAUACAUUAAGCACCACAGUUACACUGAUCUGCAGAGCUGCUAUGCCCUACCUCAACUGCUAAUCCACAUUGGACAGCAAAAUGCAGCAGAACAUCUUUGCCAAUCUUUACUAAGAAAUACAAAUCGCAAAGAUGACAGGGUUUUCUCAACAUACAUCAUUUCAUCCCUACUUGGAAGAAUAAAAGAAGCACAAGGGAAUUACAAUGAAGCUCUUGGAUUUUAUCAGAACUCACUUACAAAUGUUGCACAACUACUUCCACCAAAUCCUUCUAGUUUGGCUGCAUCCUAUGCUAACAUUGGUUCGAUGCAUCAAGUCAUGGGUAAUUACUCUCAGGCGCUUGAGUAUAAUGAGAAAGCGUUUUCCAUUCGAACAGAAUCACUUCCACCUAAUCAUCCAGAUUUGGCUGCAUCCUAUAUCAACAUUGGCCUGGUGCAUCAUGCGAGGAAUAAUUACUCUCAGGCGCUUGAGUAUCAUGAGAAAGCGCUUUCGAUUCAAACUGAAUCACUUCCACCAAAUCACACUGGUUCCGCUAAAUCCUAUACUAGCAUUGGUGCGGUGCGUCACGACAUGGGCAAUUACUCUCAGGCGCUUCAGUAUCUUGAGAAAGCGCUUUCGAUUCGAACAGAAUCACUUCCACCAAAUCAUCCAGAUUUGGCUGCAUCCUAUAUCAACAUUGGUGUCAUGCAUCGUGAGAUGGGCAAUUACUCUAAGGCACUUGAGUAUCAUGAGAAAGCGCUUUCGAUUCUAACGCAAACACUUCCACCUAAUCAUCCUAGUUUCCCUACAUCCUAUGCUAACAUUGGCCUGGUGCAUCACGACAUGGGCAAUUACUCUAAGGCACUUGAGUAUCAUGAGAAAGCGCUUUCGAUUCGAACAGAAUCACUUCCACCUAAUCAUCCAGAUUUGGCUGCAUCCUAUACUAACAUUGGCCUGGUGCAUCACGACAUGGGCAAUUACUCUAAGGCACUUGAGUAUCAUGAGAAAGCGCUUUCCAUUCGAACAGAAUCAGUUCCACCAAAUCAUCCAGAUUUGGCUACAUCCUAUACCAACAUUGGUGUCAUGCAUUGUGAGAUGGGCAAUUACUCUAAGGCACUUAAGUAUAAUGAGAAAGCGCUUUCCAUUCGAACAGAAUCACUUCCACCUAAUCAUCCUAGUUUCGCUACAUGCUAUACUAACAUUGGCCUGGUGCAUCAUAAGAUGGGCAAUUACUCUCAGGCGCUUCAGUAUCUUGAGAAAGCGCUUUGCAUUCGAAAAGAGUCACUUCCACCAAAUCGUCCGAAUUUGGCUGCGUCGUAUGUUCGUAUUGGGCUGAUAUUAGAAAUGAACGGUCAUGUUUCAAGAGCACGCUACUAUUACAGAAAGGGGCUUGAAAUUUGGGUGGCUAUUCUGCCCCUCGUGGACAUAAGAAUUAUAUGGAUUGCGGAAAAAUUAGGCUAUGUGUAUAUGAAGGAGGGUAAACAUGGACGCGUGCUUGCAUUUUGCGCAGCCGUUUCGGUACCUAUGGAAAAAUGGCGAUGUCGUGGAAAACGUCCGGAGUGA
Molecule: messenger RNA, 2787 nt
Organism: Adineta ricciae
Lineage: Eukaryota; Metazoa; Rotifera; Eurotatoria; Adinetida; Adinetidae
Source: the annotation of a GenBank genome assembly